Messenger RNA from Magallana angulata, 1545 nucleotides. RefSeq names its product dolichyl pyrophosphate Man9GlcNAc2 alpha-1,3-glucosyltransferase-like. Gene Ontology annotation, biological process: protein N-linked glycosylation. The record is from RefSeq and is a predicted model, not a curated record. NCBI's taxonomy places the organism in Eukaryota, Metazoa, Mollusca, Bivalvia, Ostreida, Ostreidae. Bases 81 to 1532 code for a protein of 483 amino acids. The transcript is spliced from 14 exons. Gene Ontology annotation, molecular function: dolichyl pyrophosphate Man9GlcNAc2 alpha-1,3-glucosyltransferase activity. Gene Ontology annotation, cellular component: endoplasmic reticulum membrane.
AUAAUCAGGUGAACGUUUAAUAAAAGGACAAAUUUGGACGUCAACAUGGUUAAGUUAAAAGCAAAUUAUAAACACUGAAUAUGUUUAAGUCGGGAUACGUAGUUGCUUUGCUCGUUGCUGUUUUAGCGAGAUGGCUGGUCUCGCUUCACAAAUACUCGGGUGCUGGCAAUUCUCCGAUGUAUGGUGACUUUGAAGCCCAGAGACAUUGGAUGGAAAUAACAUACCACCUGCCUCCACAGCAAUGGUACUUCAAUAGUACCAAUAACAAUUUAUUGUAUUGGGGACUGGAUUACCCCCCUUUAACAGCAUACCAUAGCUGGCUAUGUGGAUUUGUCGCAAAUAAAAUAAACCCAUCCUGGGUUGCCUUGAAAGAGUCACAUGGGCAUGAAAGCUAUGCUCACAAAUUGUUCAUGAGAUAUACAGUGAUAUUGGCUGAUGUUUCCAUAUUUUUCCCUGCUGUUGUUUUGUUUUUUGCUCAACAAAAACUUCAAUUACAAGACAAGGUCAAGAUGUCGCUGGUUGUUUUGAUGUAUCCCGGCUUCAUUCUGAUUGACCAUGGACAUUUUCAAUACAACUGUGUCAGUCUAGGAUUUGCCUUGUUUGGAGUUGUCUGGAUUUGCAAGGGAUUCCAUCUUUGGGGCUCCAUAUGCUUCUCUCUGGCUUUGAACUACAAGCAAAUGGAGCUGUACCAUGCCUUACCAUUCUUUUGUUAUUUGUUGGGGUGGUGCUUUCAGAAAUGGUCCAGGAUACCUCAGCUGUUUAAAAUAGCUGUAACUGUCAUAUCAACCUUCUUGGUUUGUUGGCUGCCCUUUUUAAGAUCCAAAGAAAUGGUCCUACAAGUUCUCCACAGAGUUUUUCCACUGGCCAGAGGACUGUAUGAGGACAAGGUUGCCAAUGUAUGGUGCAGUUUGUCAGUCCUCAUCAAGUUGAAGCAGAUGUUUACAGUAGAUCAGCUGGUUUUGAUAUGCCUUCUGAGCACUCUUGUGUGUUUAUUGCCAUCUUCACUUCAUCUGCUUUGUUUUCCAACAACCAGAAACUUCAAAAUUUCUCUAGUCAAUUCCUCCUUAGUUUUCUUCCUCUUCUCAUUCCAUGUACACGAGAAAUCCAUUCUGAUACCAGCACUGGCAGUGUCACUCCUUGUACACGACUACCCUUUUUGGUGUGUCUGGUUCUACUUUAUAUCAACAUUUAGCAUGCUUCCACUAUUUGUGAAAGACGAUUUGGUUAUGGCUGCUGUGGCAACCACAGUCUUACAUGCUCUCAUAUGUAAGGCAUGCAUGAACAUAAGUUCAACAAAAGAUGAUCAGCUUUGGGACAGAGCUAAAACCACAUUGCUAAAAUUGUCAAUGAUGGGAGCAGUUUUACUGACAGUUGCCAGCCUCAUCUUGACUCCACCACCAAGAUACCCAGAUCUUUUCCCAGUUCUUGUCUCCAUUUAUUCUUGUGCUCACUUUGUAUUGUUUUUGGCAGCUUUUCACUAUUUCCAAUUUCAGUCUCCUUCUCAAAGUGCAAACGUGAAAAAAGUGCAAUAAAAAAUAUAUAAAA